Messenger RNA from Salvia miltiorrhiza (redroot sage), 1701 nucleotides. RefSeq names its product transcription factor MYB1R1. NCBI's taxonomy places the organism in Eukaryota, Viridiplantae, Streptophyta, Magnoliopsida, Lamiales, Lamiaceae. Bases 310 to 1275 code for a protein of 321 amino acids. The record is from RefSeq and is a predicted model, not a curated record. Gene Ontology annotation, biological process: response to auxin; response to gibberellin; response to ethylene. Gene Ontology annotation, molecular function: DNA binding. The transcript is spliced from 3 exons.
GACUGGUGGGAGGCAGGAUUAUGUGGAGGGCAUUGAUUCGAUGGCAAUGAAAUGAGCGUGCACCAAGAAAGCAGCGAGAUAUUUCCCUUCUCCUUACCGCUGAGAUUGAUUACAGCACACCAAAAUCUUACUGGCUGAUAAACAAAAACAAAACCCUCAUUGCUACGUAAACGAUCGCACCUUAUAUUCUCCAUCGUCCGUCUCCACUCGAAAAUUCCUCAAUUUUCUCUCUCAUCACUACUUCUCUCUCUACAUGGCCUGAGCCUCCACGUGCACGGUGGUGGAACCAGGCUUUACUACUUCAUAGCGAUGGCGGCGAUGCGCUCCGAGAGCUCCGCCUUGGACGAUAGUCGGUGCUCGCAGACAGGAUCCGAAGUCAGCGGCGGCGGCGGCGGCGGCGGUGUUGGUAAAGGAUUCAUGCUUUUCGGAGUGAGAGUCAUGACGGAAGGAUCGUUCAGGAAGAGUGUGAGCAUGAAUAAUUUGGCUCAGUACGAUCAGCUGCCGCAGGAUUCCAGCCACGAUGUUGCCGCCGGCUAUGCUUCCGACGACGUCGUUCAUCCCUCCGGCAGGAGCCGCGAGCGGAAAAGAGGGGUGCCGUGGAGUGAAGAGGAGCACAGGCUGUUUCUGUUAGGGCUGCAGAAAGUUGGGAAAGGAGACUGGAGAGGGAUUUCGAGAAACUAUGUGAAAACCAGAACGCCUACUCAAGUCGCAAGCCAUGCGCAGAAGUACUUCCUCCGCCGGAACAACCACAACAGGCGGCGCCGGAGAUCCAGCCUCUUUGACAUUACGACUGAUGCAGUUGCGGGCUCUGCAGUUGAUGACCAAAUGUAUCAAGAAAAUUCACCUCAGACUCCAACAAAACAACAAGGCAAGAAUGUUGAGAAAUUUCCUAUGGCAAAUUUUCCUGUGGCUAUGACACCUGUAGUGGUGCCAAUCGCAACUGAAACUCCAAUGGAGAAUCUCACACUUGGACAAGUCAAUCAGCUCACCAAUUCACCAAAGCCCAUUAGGCCAAUUCCCAUUUUACCAGUUCCUCCAUCAUCAAAACUGGCCUGUCUCAACCUUAACAAGACAAGGACAGCCGUUGAUCAGCCUCCCUCUCUGUCACUCAACCUGUCGAUGUCAUCACAACAGCCACCGCCACCACAGUCGCAGCCGCAGGCGGCCAAUCAAGAACAGCCACCGACGCCGGCACGACACGCGUCUGCCUUCCAAGCAAUGCCUGCUGCUGGCUUUAAUGGGAGUGGUGGAGAUAGCAUGAUUAUUGUUGCUUGAUGGGAACCCAUUGGUAGUAUGCUUGUGGUGAUAUAUGUGCUGUAAAGUGGGGUUGUAAUCUUCUUUCUACUAUCCAAGAAAAGACAAGAUAUCAAAAGUUGGAAUAGUAUUAGCCUUUGGAGUAGAUUUGUGGGGAUUAUUAGGAUUAUUUAUUUUGGUGGAUAUAUCUUAUUGUACAGGAGUAGGGAGAUUAAUUAAGAAAGUAGUGGUCGUUUUCAGUAGUUUUUUUUGGGGGGGGGGGGGGGGGGGGGGGGGGGGAGGAGGUAUCCUACUGUGUUGUUGUCUGUAGUUAUAAUACUUGAAUGUUUCAUCUUUAUGUGGGGGAUGGUUUAUUUAAGGUUUUAUCUGCCUUGUUCCCUUUGUGUUUCUGUCGUUUUCUCUGAAAAAAAAAAAUUAUAUAUGAGUUUCUAUCAAGGUUUUGGGCCA